GUCAGCGGUACGUAUAGGUAUGUAUGUGGCGACGAGUGAAGGGCCUGCCUUGAACCGUAUCAUGUGAAUUCGGUAUCAUCUGCACGUGCAAGUUGCCGCGCGUGUUUCUCAAGGAAACGACAAGAAUUUCUCGUUGAUUCCGCGCAGCCUCCGUGUAGGAACGUUGCGGUAUACAACGUGCGGAACUGCGCUGGACUUAGCACCGCGGAAUUAACAGUUCUGUGCGAGUUCCCACGAGCGAAUCGCGUAUUCCACCCGCGGCAUCCUGAAGCCGCAUCUUAUAGCAUUCACAACGAUGCACCUUUUUUUGGGGUGAACGACAAGAGAGAGAAAGAGACGUAUAGGAAGCAAGCCCCCUCGCCCCUUCCUCCCGUAAGCAAGGGCGGUAACGUACGCAUGCACUCGUAGCGCGGCGGCGUGUAUGCCAUGGCUCGAGGUAGUCUGCGCGCAGCAAAUGCAGCGGCCGGAUAGAAGAAGACUGGAUGGGCGUGGAGGGAGCGGGGUGAUCUCUCCGGAAGGAAAGCAGGAAGGAUCGAGGCGCGCUUCACCUCGCUUCCUUCGGCCCGGCGAACGCGCAGGAAAGAAACCCCUCUUCACUCUGUGUUGAUCCACCCGCACCUCCCACAUGUGGCAGGACAUCGAGAGCGUCCUGCUCGGCGACAUGGCGCCUGGCUUCAGCCCCGAGCCCCGCGGCCCGAGCCCUCUUCCCCCUCGGCGACCGCCCCUACCUCCGCCCUCGGCGCCGGGGCCCGGCUACCACCACCACGGCGGAGGUGGCGGAGGCCCCGGUCAGCACCACCUCGCCGGCGCGGCCGCUUUCACGGCGCCGCCUCGACCCGAUCUCCUCGAAGACCUCGGUCUCACCGUGGCCGACCCGAAGCACCCCUACGCCGGCGGGGGCAACGACUCCCCGGCGUCCUCCAUACCUCCGCCGCCCGCCUACCCGGCGCCCUACGCCUGGCCCGCGCCGUCCAAGUGCUCGGGCUACCUGGCCGCGGCGCGGUGUCCCUACCCUCCCCAGUGGUGCGGUUCCAUGCCGGACUCGUCCCGCUACGGCCCCCCGUGCGGCACUCCCCUGAGGCCGUCCCCGGCCAUCGGGUCCUGCUUCGGGCAGGGCAGGGUACCGUCGCCCUCGCCGUCGCCGUCUCCGCUCCAGCACGACGGCCUGGUGGUGCCGCCCCCCGCCCUCUACCCCGGUCCCAGCGUGGUGCCCGCGCCCCCGGCGCCCAAGCCCCGCCGGGGCCGCCGGUCGCGCGGUCCCAAGAAGGUGACCGUGCACACCUGUUCCUACCCGGGCUGCUCGAAGACGUACUCCAAGAGUUCGCACCUCAAGGCGCACCUGCGCACUCACACGGGCGAGAAGCCUUACCAGUGCAACUGGAAAGGGUGCGGCUGGAAGUUUGCUCGCUCGGACGAACUGACGCGCCACUACCGCAAGCACACGGGCGACCGGCCGUUCCAGUGCCGCCUGUGCGACAGGGCCUUCUCCCGGUCGGACCACCUCUCGCUGCACAUGAAGAGGCACGCCGAGGUGAUCUGAUGAGUGCCGCUCGGUGGUGCUCCCGGUUCGCCGAGGCGGUGGUGAUGUGUACGAUACUCCUGCGUACGUCUCGACUCCUCCGAGAUACCACGUCCCGGUGCUAGCGCGGAGGGGCGUCCAUUGCUCAAGUGCUGCGUCGGCUCAGAACCGAGGCCGCCUGCCACACGACCAAAGAUGGCGAUACUCCUCCUCCUUCUCGUUUUCGCCCCGUCUCUCUCUCUCCCUGCCUCUGCGAUGGCAGCGACCGCGUGGACCACACUCUACUUACUACUACUACCACUCACGUCCGAGGACACGAGCCCAGCGGUAUGAGAAAGAUGCGCCACCGUUCACCGACUCAAAAGCCUGCGUCACCACCGCACUCUGUCUACUGCCGUAGUGCCCUGGAAGGAAUGUACUCACGGGACAAAUUUCUCACCAUCCUGAGAAACGCGAUGGUGUGCUACUCUCCUGGCAAGAGAGAUUACGAGCUGCGUGAAACGGCGUUACCCUUUCCUUUUUACGCCGUUUCUUAUGUCAUGAUGCUGAUGCGUGGUAUACACUCAGUGCCUCGUGCAGUGUCAAGGAAAAAAAGAGAACGCACUGCUCACAGCACGCCCGCGUCGCCACCAAAGGCAAGGCAAGGUAGCAGCGUACAGCACUGCACGGUCAAAACAACGAUCGCUUCUGUGGGACUGCAUUCCUCUCUGUCUGCUAUGAUGUAAGGUGGUACAGCGUGGCGCCUCGUACAGCGUCCGCGAAGAAGCACCUCAAGAAGGUCACGCCCAACUGUCUCCAACCAGGAAAAACACAGCGGCAGACAACGAGUAAUGUGGCAAGUCAACAUAUCGGCGAAAGUUCGUUUUUUGCCGGCCUUCAACGAUGCCACCGUCGUCGUAGUGCUACGUCAGAGUGCGGUGUCUGUAGCCAGCAGACCGCGUGCACGCGCAGUUUUUCGCCAGUCCUGGAUCGACAGUGGCCUUCUGUGUAUCCGGAUUACGAGAACGCGAGCUCACGUGACUCCGUUCAGAAGUCUCGAAACGCGUCACGUUUAACUGCAGUGGUCGACGAACUGAGCUUGGUUUGCAGUGGAAAGUCAAGUGCUACGACCCGAAGGCCUAAGUGUGCCCAGCAGUCUUACAAGCAAGUGCCGUGGUGUCGUGUGCUGAAGAAAUCGAAGCAAGUCAGGAGUUCGGAAGUCUUAAAGAUGGAAACUUGAAAUUAUAGCAAGGGUGAUCGAAUAUCGGUUGCACCGGGCUUGACCCAACCUUUCGACGAAGGGUCAGGUGUCCCCUUGUCGAAACGUUGGAUCCAACCUGAGGCAUCCCUUGGUGGACCACUGUUGUGUCCCGAAGAGUAUAGUGUGAGCAGUGGGCGAGGCUGUUGAGGUCAAUGAACUUGUUAGCGUAACGUCCGACUCGGAGAUGUGUGACUGAAACGCUCGAUUCAGCCUACUCAGCUUUAGAGUUCGGGGAUUUGGCUUGGCCAGCCGAGUGUGGUGGAUGCGGAUGCGUCGUUCUGGCUUAAAGGACUGGAGGAGCGAGCCACGUGAUCGCAAUGUUCAACACUUUUGGCAUGUGAAAAGUGGUGGUUUCUCAACGCACGGGCUCUGGUCAGCGGCAAAUUAUACUCGCGUGCGAUGGCAGUUUUUUUCACUCUCUAUCGGUUCCUGAGACGUAGUCUUUCAAUGGUAGUAGGCCUAAGACAGCUGUCAUCAAAGCUUCAGUGAUUGAUUUCCCACAGAGGUAACGGGACGAUUCAGGCACCGCGGUAGAAGCGUCAUCUAAGGAGCAGAUGUAAAAAUUUUUUUUUGUAAUUUUUAUUGCGAGUUUUCUCACGACCAAGUUGUCCUUUCUGUAGGAAGAAUUCAUUUCAUGUGGCCCAUAUUAGAGAGAGAGAGAGCAAAUGAUAAAGGAAAGGUAGGGAGGUUAACCAGGAUGUGAGCCCGGUUGGCUACCCUACACUGGGGAAAGGGAAAAGGGGACUGAAAGAUUAAAAGAAGAAGAGAAAGUCCACUGGGGAUAUCGUUCGGUCACUCAGUCCGGGUCAGAGACGCUGACUCAGUCCAGCAGCCUUCAAAUAUCGCAGCAGAGCUUUUGUGGCCUUUCGCAGCUGCGAUAUGCGAGGCCAUGGUCCCAAGAUCUUCUUCAAGGUAAACGGUGUGCUGUCUGUCAAUCAGCCCAUAUUAGAGAAGUGACAAUACAACAGGGCACGUGGCUAUCUUUCUAUAUGAGCAGACUUAAUGCGGUAAAUGAAAUUGUCGCUGAAUUGAGAAACCGAUUUUUUUACUCGAUUCACUACGGCAUAUAAUACUCUCGAAGCCAAUCACAAAUCUGUCUGUCCACACUUGAGAUAGUUUUUGAACUGCAUUCCUUGCUCCUCACUAGAUUUCGGCCUUUAAACAAGAAUGUUUUUGGACUGAAGUUUCGGGUCGUGCUAGAUAGCCUGGUCUGCGUGGUGUCAAAAGAAAAGAAAAAUGUCACAGCAGGGGCGUUCUCUCUGAAGCGACCUGGACGUUCCUCGCGCAUCGUUGCAGCUCACCAUUCAACGCUCGGAUCGCCCUUGACGUUCGAUGCAGCACAGAAGCAAGGCGUGCGAAAUCAUUGCAAUACAUUCAACAGAGAACACUGGUGCAGCGAGUGUUACGGAAGACUCUGUCGCGUCGUCGCGCGAGCCGUGUCAUACGUCCAGCGACUACAGGACACCUCAUUCUGUGGACCGUGCUGCUGUGAGCAAGCUGCUGUCCGUUUGUGCGCGUGUGUGUGUUCCGAGGUGUGUCGUGUGUGUUGUCCAGGAUUGCACUCUUUGGUGUCACCAGGCGGAGCGGCGUGGACAUUGAAAAAAGCUAGCCUGUGGAUUGAUAUACUCGGAUCCUAUCGACGUGGCAAACUACAUGUGCGUCUGUGCGCGUUUGUGAAAGAGUGUCGGUGCCUUUUACGUCUUAGAAUUUCGUGGCCUUAAGUCCGGCGAGACGUGGACGCUUUCUGUUUUGAUUUACUUUAUUUUUUUUGUUCCUUGACGAGACACUCCGGGGAAAGUGUAAACUCACUCACUCAAUAUUGACUGUCGAGCCUCUCCGGUGGCGAAGAUAGCCGCCGAUAUCUUGACAGCGAGUUCAAUAAAUGAACGAGUGUAUUUAUUGUUA
Molecule: messenger RNA, 4664 nt
Organism: Dermacentor albipictus
Lineage: Eukaryota; Metazoa; Arthropoda; Arachnida; Ixodida; Ixodidae
Product: Krueppel-like factor 2
Biological process (GO): regulation of transcription by RNA polymerase II
Molecular function (GO): DNA-binding transcription factor activity, RNA polymerase II-specific; RNA polymerase II cis-regulatory region sequence-specific DNA binding
Source: RefSeq, a predicted model, not a curated record